Messenger RNA from Camellia sinensis, 627 nucleotides. The record is from RefSeq and is a predicted model, not a curated record. NCBI's taxonomy places the organism in Eukaryota, Viridiplantae, Streptophyta, Magnoliopsida, Ericales, Theaceae.
UAGUAUGAAAUCUAAGUUGACUUCGAUCAUAGGAAUACAGAGCAUGGAUUCUGUUAGUGAUGAUGUUGCAACUUAAAAUUAGACCAAAAUUUUUGUGUUAUAUAUGAUUAAUGAUUAGAUUUCUAAAUGCAGCUUGUGGAGCACUUUCUGGAGGAGACAUGUGUAAACCCUACUUUCAUUAUUAACCAUCCAGAGAUUAUGAGUCCAUUGGCAAAGUGGCAUAGGUCAAAACCAGGCUUGACUGAACGUUUUGAAUUAUUUGUCAACAAGCGUGAAGUUUGCAAUGCAUACACGGAGUUGAAUGAUCCUGUGGUACAACGCCAACGGUUUGCUGACCAACUCAAGGACCGACAAUCAGGUGAUGAUGAAGCAAUGGCUUUGGAUGAAACAUUUUGCAUGGCUCUUGAGUAUGGUUUGCCCCCAACUGGUGGUUGGGGACUGGGUAUUGACCGACUAACAAUGAUGAUGACAGAUUCGCAGAACAUCAAGGAAGUUCUACUCUUUCCGGCCAUGAAACCUCAGGAUGAACCUUCUGCUAAAGAACACAUCCAAACAGCUUCUGGCUUGGGUCCAGUAUAGGUUUUCAAUCUGCCAAUAUGCAUGCAAAUCUGCCUACAGAAGGUUUAC